AUGGCUACUAGCAAGGCGAUGUGGGAGGUUGAUCCCGAAACUCGAUCCAAGCUCAAGCGAUCCAAAAGAGGGCAAGAACAAUGUCUGUUGCGACUGCGGCGCUCCUCCCCACAAUGGGCCUCGCCCAAAUUUGGUGUCUUCAUCUGCCUUUCGUGCGCGGGCGUACACCGCGGGCUAGGCGUACACAUCUCCUUCGUCAGGAGCAUCUCGAUGGACGCUUUCAAGCCCAACGAGAUUGAGCGAAUGCGGCUGGGCGGCAACCAGGGCUGGCGCGACUUUUUCGAGGCCCACGAGGACACGACCAUGAUGGGCCUCACAUGGGACGAGGCCACCAUCGCCGAGCGGUAUAGCGGGACGGUGGGCGAGGAGUGGAAGGAGAGGCUGACCGCCAAGGUGGAGGAAAGGGAGUACGAGCGGUACCCCUCUAUCGGGGAGGCGAGGCGCGUCCAGCACGCCCCCGCGGGCGGGCAGGCCACCGCUAGCGGCGGCAAGGUCAAGGUCGAUGACAAAUUCUUUGCCAAGCUGGGCGCCGACAACGCGGGCCGAAGGGACGACCUGCCUCCGAGCCAAGGCGGCAAGUAUGCCGGCUUCGGAAGCACCCCACACCCAUCCACGGCAAACCCCGGUGCCGGCGGUGCGGCCCCAUCGUUGGACGAACUGCAAAAGGAUCCCCUGGGCGCGCUGACCAAGGGGUUUGGCUGGUUCGCCUCCACCGUGACCAAGACGGCCAAGGACGUCAAUGAGGGUUACAUCCAGCCCACCGCCCAAAAGAUUGCCGAGUCCGACCUCGCCAAGCAAGCUCAAGUCACCGCGGCCCAAGUCGCCCGCCAGGCCCAGCAAGGCGCCCGCACCGCCAACGACGGUUUCCUGCCGGCCGCCGGCGUCCAGCUCCAUCGGCACGGCGGCGAUGGGCAAGGGGGCAGGACCGGCGCGGGCCCCGCCAAGAAGAAGGAUGAUGACUGGGAUGAGUGGUAA
This is a messenger RNA of Parascedosporium putredinis, 975 nucleotides long. NCBI's taxonomy places the organism in Eukaryota, Fungi, Ascomycota, Sordariomycetes, Microascales, Microascaceae. The record is from the annotation of a GenBank genome assembly.